CACCCCAGCCCCCCCCACCUGAGAGAGCCUUCCACUACCACCUCCCCCCAGCUCAUCCCCGGGAACAAGAGUCAGGCUCUGCAUACACCAUCAAGCAACCCGCAGCCUCUCUCAGAUCCCACCUGGUCACCAUGUUGCUUGUGUCCCCCCUUCCAUCCCUUCUUUAAGGGGGCGGAGCUGCCUCCUGAAAAUAGAUGCUGCCUCCCUGAAAGAUGCCGCCCUAGGCAAAUGCCUUGUUUGCCUUGUGGUAAAUACGCCCCU
Staurois parvus is the source of this 261-nucleotide messenger RNA. The record is from the annotation of a GenBank genome assembly. NCBI's taxonomy places the organism in Eukaryota, Metazoa, Chordata, Amphibia, Anura, Ranidae.